GACAUCACACUAGAUUAUUUCAACAAUAAAGGAAUGACGAUGACUCAUUCAAGCAAAUUAAUAAAGUAAUAGAUAUACAAACACGAUAUGCACAGUUUCAGUGAAAUCUGUAAGGGCCUAGCAAAAAUGAUUUUUUACUUCGACUCAAUAUGGACUUUUCUGAUGCUGAAAAUGGAAAGAAAUCAAGUCGUUUCACGUAAUAUUCUUAUACUCAAUAACCGUCGAAAUCUGUCGUAUACACAUAUCCAAUGCUCUUCGAUGCAUGACAUGUAUCGAUUUCUGUAUUGAUAUGUCUUACUCAUAUUCAUUAAAUGUAAAAAACAUUGAUCAUUUUCAUACUGAGUGUCCUUUUCUAAUAAGAAAAUAAAAGAAAAAAGUUUGUAUUGAUUUUUUUCUAUCAAACGAAAGAAAAAGAAGGUUGAUUUCUUUAUUAAGUAGAAAUUUCAAUUUGAUUUUAGAUGGAUGAUAUUCAAAUUAAUAAUGAUAAUGAUAAUGAUAAUGAUAUUCUAUUUGAAUUUCAAAGUUACGAAGAAUUUCGAAGAGAACGAUUGAAAUUAAAUAAUGAAAGUACAUUAAAAUUAUGGUAUUCAUUACCUUCGAAUCUGACAAAUAUUGAUAAUAAACUAUUCCGACGACAAGCGCUUCGACAACAGAGAAAACGAUUAAGAAAUUUCAAAUUUUUUGCAAUCUAUUCUUCAUUUUUGAAAAAAACAUUUCUCAAAAAUAAAAUUCGUUCAAAAGGUUUUCAACUUUGGAAUGAAGCAUUUAAUAUUCCACCAUUAAAAGAUGAAUCUCUUUAUGGAAUAUAUCAAUCACUCGGAGAUAUUACUAAUCAAUUUUUAAAUAAAGGUCAAGAAUAUGAUCCUAAAAUAAGGUAUGAAGAAUUAUUCAAAGCUGGUCGUACUGUUUGGUUUAUGAUCGCUUUUCAAAUCCAAAUGAAUUUACCAUUAAUUUUAACAGAUUCAAUAUUUGGUUAUAAUAUGCUUUAUCCAUAUACAGAUGAUUUUAUUGAUUCCAAUCAGGUACCAAGAGAAGCAAAAAAAGAAUUCACUAAAAUAUUUCAUAAAAGAUUACUUUUUGGUGAAUCAAUAUAUAAUCCAGAUGCACAUUUUCAUGGAAAACAAUCAGAUGUUAAUCAUUUAAAUUUAUCACCAUCAUUAGAAGCACAUGCCGAUAGAGUAGGAAAAAUCUUUGACAUGACCAAAUUUAUUGAAAAUGAUUGGAAACGUAAUGA
Messenger RNA from Didymodactylos carnosus, 1234 nucleotides. The record is from the annotation of a GenBank genome assembly. NCBI's taxonomy places the organism in Eukaryota, Metazoa, Rotifera, Eurotatoria, Philodinida, Philodinidae.